Messenger RNA from Sus scrofa (pig), 3573 nucleotides. It is a transcript of the gene TRIM16, whose product is annotated as tripartite motif containing 16. Gene Ontology annotation, molecular function: protein binding; zinc ion binding. The record is from RefSeq and is a predicted model, not a curated record. Lineage: Eukaryota; Metazoa; Chordata; Mammalia; Artiodactyla; Suidae.
GUCCAUUGGAGCACAUCUGAGGAGAUCCUGGGGGGAGCUGUAGAGCCUCUGGGGGCUCUGACACUGGGGCAGGUGCCCUGGGAUAACCCUGGGUGCUGUGGCGCCCACCUGGCAAGUGCAAAGUGGGCCGCGAAGCCCCACCCGGUGCCCCUUUCCUCCGAGGCACUUAGGUGCUGCCCACCUUGUCCCCAGCAUCUGUGGUGGCUGCAUCACACCCCCCAUCAUAUGCUGUAAUGUUGGAGCCCCCAGAAUAGGACUGUAUUUGGAGACUGGGCCGUUUAAAGAGGUAGUUAAGGUAGCUGAGGCCCUGAGGGUGGCCCUAAUGCAGCUCUGACUGCAGUCCUUAGAAACAGAGGAGCUGAGGACACUGAAGGGGGACCGCUGAGGACACAGGGGAGGAUGGCCAUCUGUGAGCCAAGGAGAGGGGCCUCAGCAGAGACACCCCCUCCCCUGCCAACACCUUGAUCCUGGGCGUCCAGGCUCCAGGGCUGGGAGCAGGUGCAUUUCUGUGGUGAAGCCGGUCUGUGGUACUUUAUCGUGGCUGCCACAGCAAACCCGAACCCCAUGUCUAGGAAAACCCUGGUAAGCGAGCAAAGGGGCCACGCCCCUGUGGGGCCACCGGGUAGGUGGUGCGGCCAAGGAGGGCCACUGCUUUGAGGUCUCCGUGGGAGGAGACGAGCUGUCCCCAGGCUUCCUGAUCGCUGCUGAGUGCCCUUCUGAAGCCCGACUCCUGGAACGUGCCAGAAGGUGACGUGGGAAAGAUGAGACUCUGUCCCAGCCGCGUCCCGUCCAGGUCCGCGAGAUGGGAAGGAGGAAGGGCUGCCCUUUCGCUGAAGUCUUUACAUCCGGGGCCCUUUGCAAAUUGAAAACAAAACACUGAGCCUGUCAAGCGGCGCAAACCAACAUCGGCUUUUGACUGCAGAGUGCAGGAAACUCCAGUCCUUUCCAGACCGACCUGGUGGCCUUUGGGGGAUGAGUGACUCACAGAAGAAUGGAAGUUUCAGGGCUGGGCUGGAGGAGGGGCUUGAGCCUGUGGGGGGGCCCCCUGGGCUGCCUGGAGCCAGAGGAGUCAGAGUCGACAGCCCUGUCAUCAGCACAGCUCAUUGUCUGAGCCUGAGCUGAGUAGUGACCGGCUGAGCCUCCUCUGGGCAGGAAACAGUUAAGUCCUGCAGCAGCUGCAGUCAGCUGGGCGCUGAGGGCUGGGCAGGCGUGGUUCUCCUGUCUGGCUGGGCUGUGGGAUCCUGGGCCACAGGGCAGAGGAAGCCCAGCUUGGUGGCAGAACUUCUACAUGGCUGAAUUGGAGCUGAUGGCCCCAGGGCCGCUGCCCGGGGUCCCCACUCACCCUCCAGCCACUCUCAGCCCAGACUUGGCUUCAGCCAGCCUGGCAGAGGAGGACUCAGCCUCCCUGGAGAGUCCCCCAGGGGAGCCUGGGGGACAGGGCAGCCUGGCAGAGGAGGACUCAGCCUCCCUGGAGAGUCCCCCAGGGGAGUCUGGGGGACAGGGCAGCGGUUCUGCCGACUCUGCCGGGCAGGAGGGCCCCAAGGCCGAGGGGGAGGAGGAGGAGGUCCUGUGUGACUUCUGCCUCGGGGCCAGCAGGGUGAGGGCCGUGAAGUCCUGCCUGACCUGCAUGGUGAACUACUGCCCUGAGCACCUGCGGCCGCACCAGGAGAACAGCAAGCUGCAUGGCCACCAGCUGACCGAGCCCACCAAGGACCGGGACCUGCGCGUGUGCCCUGCCCACCGCAGCCCGCUGGUCGCCUUCUGCUGCUCAGAUGGGCAGUGCAUCUGCCGGGAGUGCGGCCAGGGCGAGCACAGGGGCCACACCUUGGUCUCCCUGGACACCGCCCGCAGGGACAAGGAGACUGAGCUUCAGAACACCCAGUUAGACCUGGAGCAGAAACUCAAGUUGAAUGAAAAUGCCAUCGCCAGGCUCCAAGACAACCACAAGUCUGUUUUGGUCUCCGUGUCGGAGGUGAAGGCAGUGGCCGAGGAGCAAUUCGGGGAGCUCCUUGCUGCCGUGAGGAAGGCCCAGGCCGACGCGAUGCUCUUCCUGGAGGAGAAGGAGCAGGCCGCCCUGGGCCAGGCCAGCGGCAUCAAGACCCACCUGGAGUGCAGGAGCGCGGAGAUGGAGAGGACCAGGCAGGAGCUGGACAGGAUCGCUGCCAUCAGCAACCCCGUGCUGUUCCUGGAGGAGUACUGCCAGUUCAAGCACACAGAGGACGGCGCCUUCCCCAGCGUCUACAUCGGACUCAAGGACAGGCUCUCAGGCAUCCGCAAGGUCAUCACGGACUCCACGGCGCACUUGAUCCAGUUGCUGCAGGAUUACAAGGCGCGGCUCCAGGAGUUCUCCAAGGAGGGGGAGUUUGACAUCAGGACUCAAGUGUCUGCCAUCAUCGAGCACAAGCAUCGCGCCUCCAGGCCCGAGCCCAGCACCAGGCCGCAGUUCCUGCAGUACGCCUGUGACAUUGCCUUCGACCCGGACACGGCACACAGGUACCUCCGGCUGCAGGAGGACAACCGCAAGGUCACCAACACCGCGCCCUGGGAGCACCCCUACCCCGACCUCCCCAGCAGGUUCACGCACUGGCGGCAGGUGCUGGCCCAGCAGAGCCUGUACCUGCACAGGUACUACUUCGAGCUGGAGCUCUCCGGGGCCGGCGUCUACGUAGGCCUGACGUGCAAAGGCAUCGACCGGAAGGGCGAGGAACGCAACAGCUGCAUUUCUGGAAACAGCUUCUCCUGGAGCCUCCACUGGGACGGGAAGGCGUUCAGGGCCUGGCACAGCGACACGGAGACCCCGCUCAAGGCCAGCCCUUGCCGGAGGCUGGGGGUCUACGUGGACUCUCCGGGCGGGGUCCUCUCCUUCUACGGCGUGGAGCCCGAUGCCAUGACUCUGGUGCACAGGUUUGACUGCAGGUUCUCGGAGCCCGUCUACCCCGCCUUCUGGCUUUCCAAGAAGGAGGACGCCAUCCGGAUUGUGGAUCUGGGAGAGGAACUGGGAAAGCCGGCGCCCACCUCAGUGGAGGCUGCUCCCUAGAGGCCGGAAUCCGCUUCCCGCAGAUGGGACGGCAGCCUGGUCCAAGGGGGGUCCCUGCCAGUGGGAGCUGCCUUAGAAGUCGCGCGGGAAGGGUCUCUGGCUGCCACACGGCGCUCUUCUCCACGGUCGCAGCCUCCGCAGGCCCUCCGCCCCCUCCUCGUCUUCUAGCGACACUCUCCAGUCUGCUCAGGUGGACGCGCGCUGAGCCCGGAGUUGGUCACCAGGAAUCCUCAGAGCGAUCAAAAAGCCUGCGGAGGACUCACCAACUUUAUCGCGUCCUCCCCGUGUCCCAGACACUGUCCUGAGGGCUUUCUGGGCAUCACCCCUCCCUCCUGUGACCCCAACAGCAGCCCCGUUUAGCAGCUGGGGAAGCUGGGGUCCUCGGGGUUUAGGGAGCUUGCUCGAGGUCACAGUGGUCACAUGGGGAGGGGCCGAGCUGGGAUUCAAACCUGGGAGGGCUGACCUUGAACUUCUCUGCUGCCUUCCCCCUUAGAUCAGGGGUGUCGUGUGGAGAAUAAACCGCUUCAUGAAUGGAG